AUCUCACUACAGGAAGUAAGGAGGUGGUGUGUUCUUUUCAGUCGGUGGUGUAGCGAUUAAAGCUAACUAUAACACGGUGCAACCACAGCUACUGAUGUGAAGUUAUGGCAUAUCAGACUGCCGAGACGGUUUCAUCAGCAACCUGAUUCGUCAGAUAUGUUGGUUGACAAAUUUUCUGUGUCACCGUCGACUGUAAAACGACAUCGCGGACGAAUCACUAGCUAGAACAACAGCAAGCUGAGUAGUAUGCUGGACGUGGGGAAGUGGCCAGUAUUUGCACUCCUCCCUCCUGAGGAACUACGGCUUAUCCGGCAGGCUUGUGUCUUUGGCAGUGCUGCAAAUGAAGCCCUCUAUGUCACAGUUAAUGAUGAGGUAUUUGCUCUGGGCACCAACUGCAGCGGCUGUUUAGGGCUCGGAGACCUUCAAAACACUAUUGAGCCACGCAGGAUUGAUGUCUUGUGUGGAAAGAAGAUUGUGUCCCUAAGCUAUGGAACAGGACCACAUGUGGUUAUUGCCACUGCAGACGGAGAGGUGUUUGCUUGGGGCCACAAUGGUUACAGCCAACUUGGCAAUGGGACGACCAACCACGGACUGACCCCUGCCCUGGUGUCUACAAAUCUCCUUAGCAAGAGAGUGACAGAGGUGGCCUGUGGCUCCCACCACACUAUUGCCCUCACAACUGAUGGAGAGGUGUACGCAUGGGGUUACAACAACUCAGGCCAAGUCGGUUCAGGGUCUACUGCCAACCAGCCGACACCACGCCGGGUCAGCAGCUGCCUGCAGAACAAAGUGGUGAUAAACAUAGCCUGCGGACAGCUUUGCUCAAUGGCUGUUCUGGACAAUGGAGAGAUCUAUGGUUGGGGCUACAAUUGCAAUGGACAGCUAGGUUUGGGCAACAACGGAAAUCAGCAGACACCCUGCAGGAUCGCUGCCCUCCAAGGUGUCAGCAUCAUCCAGGUUGCCUGUGGAUAUGCACAUACGUUGGCACUUACAGAUGAAGGUUUUGUUUACGCCUGGGGAGCCAACUCAUAUGGACAAUUGGGAACGGGCAAUAAGAGUAACCAAGCUCUCCCCACUCAAAUAAACACAGACAAGGAGAGGAUGGUGGAGGUGGCCGCAUGUCACACCAGCCACACGUCAGCCGCCAAGACCCAGAGUGGACAGGUUCUGAUGUGGGGUCAGUGUCGAGGUCAAGCUGUGGCCAGCCCCCACCUCACCCAUUUCAGCAGCACGGACGAUGUGUUUGCGUGCUUCGCCACACCUGCAGUCACAUGGCACCUCCUCUCAGUAGAUGGCGAUGACUACCUGACUGUGGCCCAGUCUCUGAAGAAGGAGUUCGACAGCCCGGAGAUUUCAGACCUGAAGUUCUUGGUUGAUGGGAAGUGUAUCCAUGUUCACAAAGCCCUGCUGAAAAUCAGGUGUGAGCAUUUUCGUGCACUACUGAACGAAACAGAUGAGGACGCUAUAGAAAUCCACCAGUUCUCGUACCUGGUGUACAGAGCCUUUCUGGAGUACCUCUACACAGACACUAUAAACCUGCCACCAGAGGACGCUAUUGGGUUGCUAGAUUUGGCUACGUUCUACCGGGAGACGAGGCUGAAGAGGCUGUGCCAGGAAACGAUCAAGAGAGGCAUCUCUGAGGAGAACGCCAUCACUCUGCUGUCUGCUGCUGUCAAGUAUGAGGCGCGGGACCUGGAGGAGUUCUGCUUCAAGUUUUGCGUCAACCACCUAACAGCUGUCACGCAGACCCAGGCCUUUGCAGACAUGGACCACGACCUGCUCAAGAACUUCAUUAGCAAAGCCAGCCGCUACGGGGCCUUUAAAAACUGACUAGCGUGCCCCCUUCGACACGACGAGGUUUAAGCUCACUGAGGUCCUGAGAGCCGACCGCAGACCAAAGUAGACCGUAGGCCAAAGUACGCACAAGGCUGAUCAGUGCUUCAAAGACUUGUCGCUUUGGGAUGCAAACACUGCAGAGGCGAGUUGUUUAAGGUGUCACCCUCUAACUGAUGCUCCUGGGUUACGGCCCUAAACCUCGCCCCAAACACACCGGUUGCUCGGGGGGUAAAUACACCACUUGUCCGGUCACAAGCAGACAGUGAUGAGGCCGAAUAGAGAGAUGCGCCACAGUGGUCGUCUCUUUGUCAUCUUUGUGUUACCGAUCGUGUGCUCGGCUGAUUCAGCGUCUGAUUUGCUUGAUUGAGCUUGUCACCAGACGGGUGAAGUGCACGGGGCUCUCCCCACGGCGGCAGCCCGCUCAGACAGGAUACCUGACAAUACUGCAUCCUAAACAUAGUUCACGCUUAUGAUCAGUGUGUAUAUUGUUCUUUAGUACAUAUCUGAUCGGUAGUGACAGGAAGUGAUCAGCUAAAAACAAGUCGGCCAAUAACUGACCUUACACAUUGUGCUGCUUUUCUUUUAAGCCUUGAUUCUCAAACUUUCUGGAUUGAGAAGUAGUAUUCAACGAGGAAAAACAUGCAAGCUUUUCUUCUGUUUUACAAAACCGCAACUUACGUUUGACACCUUUUUUCUGAAAGAUUAUAGUUUGUGUCGAAUCAGUGAUGAUAUCUGUACUCUUGCAUAGGUCAGUGUUAAAUUUUGCCACUUUGUUUUACGUUGUAGUUAUUCGCCUUUGCCAUCCGAAGUUCUAGUUACUGUUUGAGGUUUGUAUUGGCUUAAGUUUGCAACUGUUUUUGCUGUAGACAGUUGCAGCAGACUUGAUAGAAAAAGUGGCAGUCAGUUACACAUUACGAGAGAUAAUGACAUCCUACUGGAUGUUUUCUUUUGUUCAGAUUAAUCCUCCACUGGAAACAGUGUCUGACUUAAACAAGCAUACUGAUUCCGGUGUAGCCUGUUCACGAUGUUACACUGUCUUUGCAGCUGAUUUUACAGUUGUGUUUCAUUGCAGUUUGGUAUGUUUACACAAGUUUGGUUGUUCAUUGUGUUUUUUUUUUUGUUUUUUUUUUUUUUUAAUAUGUUGGCAGCAAACUUCUGGUUCUUUUUACAAGUGUUUCUUUAUAUCUCUCCCCUGGUAGCACCUUGUGGUAAUUAAAUGGUGCUAGCUUAGUGUACAUGCCAUCCGUGACCAUGUUGAAUAUAGCCCAAGUCUCAUACAGUGGAGGACCACAACGUCUUUAAAUGUAGUUACCAGAUAAUUCCACAUCAUAUUCCUAAAUCCGUCUAUAGAGAAUGUAACAGAAUGCUUCUACUUUAACAAGCCUAUUGUUGUAUUUUUUUGGGAAGAUUUUGAUAAUUACUAAAAAAAAAUGCCUGUUUGCUCUCAUUUUGUAUGGAAAAAGCUGUACACUGCUGACAGUGACACUAAUGAUAACAUUUGACAAUCUGAAAUGUAUUAAAAUGAAUAACUGCAUAAUUUGAUGUAUGAAUUAUUGCUGCGAUUGGGGGUCUGUUAUGGUACGAUUUACAGCCUUUACGUACAUGUAUAUGCAAUGUAAAUGAUAGUGUAGAAAAUAUACGGCCCAUACUGUACCCUUUUUCUUUUCUUUUUGUGGGCGAAUGUUCAGCUGGCUACAAGUUGCAAAACACAAACUGUGGUA
Xiphias gladius (swordfish) is the source of this 3557-nucleotide messenger RNA. RefSeq names its product regulator of chromosome condensation (RCC1) and BTB (POZ) domain containing protein 2 (gene rcbtb2). Lineage: Eukaryota; Metazoa; Chordata; Actinopteri; Istiophoriformes; Xiphiidae. Gene Ontology annotation, molecular function: protein binding. The record is from RefSeq and is a predicted model, not a curated record. The transcript has 12 exons. The coding region runs from base 247 to 1830 and encodes 527 amino acids.